CAUUGAAAUCAUUUCAUGUUUACAUGUUAUGGAACAUUGUUUUGUAUUCUAACAGCAAGGAAAUGUCCUUACCCUGGACCUUUGAAAAAUGGAAACAUACUUGAUGUAAACUUCAGUUAUCAAAGUGUUGUAAGCUUUUCAUGUGAACCUGGGUAUAUUCUUCAAGGAACUAAUACCAGCCAAUGCCUGGCAGAUGGACAAUGGAGUGGAAAGCUACCUGAAUGCCAACCUGUGAUUUGUCCUCCACCUCCCAUUUCUGAAUUUGGAGCCCUUUCUUACCAUAGACUUAAGCCUGGAAACAUAUCUGUCUUUCAAGAUGAGAUCAUAAUGCCUUUGGCAUUAAUUGGGAAUAAAACAGCUAGGUGUCUGGCCUCCAGGAACUGGAGUCAGAUACCAGAAUGCAGAAAAGUGAAAAGUCCAUAUCCAGCAGAAAUAGAAAAUGGAUAAGCUUUGCUCUUCGCUGAACUUAUCAGUAUAAAGAUGACCUAUGACUGCAAUCCUACUUAUAUGAUGGAUGGACCUGCAGAGUCUACAUGUGAAAAAACAAGAAGCUGGUCAAUAAAACCAACUUGCAAAGCACCAUGUAAAAUGCCAGUUAAAAGAGCUACAGUGUUAUACAAUCAGCAGAAAGUAAAAGCGCAAGACCAUCUCAAAGGAGGGAUACAGCAUACUGAGACCAUCUGGUUCUGCAAAGACCAGCACUGUAGCUUUAUUGUACCUUCUCAGUGAUUAGAUGGUAAUCUAACGGCCCCUGCCUGUUUUAAAGAAUGUGGGUGGUUUGCAAGUGUAAUAAAGACAGAUGUUGCAGACAUGACACCAUGUGAGAACUGAAACAGAUGCAUCUUCACGUCCUGCUGAAGAGAAAAUUUGUAUGGAGAAUUGAGUCCCACCUGGACCACACUCACCU
Messenger RNA from Heteronotia binoei (common prickly gecko), 907 nucleotides. RefSeq names its product apolipoprotein H (gene APOH). The record is from RefSeq and is a predicted model, not a curated record. Lineage: Eukaryota; Metazoa; Chordata; Lepidosauria; Squamata; Gekkonidae.